Molecule: messenger RNA, 5391 nt
Organism: Brassica napus (rape)
Lineage: Eukaryota; Viridiplantae; Streptophyta; Magnoliopsida; Brassicales; Brassicaceae
Product: delta-9 acyl-lipid desaturase 1-like
Exons: 6
Coding region: 116-1027 (303 amino acids)
Biological process (GO): lipid metabolic process
Cellular component (GO): endoplasmic reticulum membrane
Molecular function (GO): oxidoreductase activity, acting on paired donors, with oxidation of a pair of donors resulting in the reduction of molecular oxygen to two molecules of water
Source: RefSeq, a predicted model, not a curated record
ACGGUACUCAUUCACAACCUUACACAAAAACACAUUAUAACACACUCUUUGUGCAAACUUCAAAUUUUAAAGAAUCUUUUAAUUUCAUCGACUUGCUAGACACUAUUCAACAAAAAUGUUAAUGUCAUCGUCGGAGGAGAAUCACCGGAAAACAGUGGAGGACAAGGCUGAGAUGAGGAGAAGAAAAAGAGCAAUUUGGGAAAGAAAGUGGAAGAGAUUGGACAUUGUGAAAGCUUUUGCUUCUCUCUUUGUGCAUUUCCUCUGUCUCUUAGCUCCUUUCCAUUUCACUUGGCCAGCUUUACGGGUUGCACUUGUUGUCUAUACGGUGGGUGGGCUAGGUAUCACCGUCUCUUACCACCGUAACUUGGCUCACCGGAGCUUCAAAGUCCCUAAAUGGCUCGAGUAUUUGUUUGCUUAUUGUGGUCUUCUUGCCAUUCAGGGAGAUCCGAUUGAUUGGGUCAGCACACAUCGAUACCAUCACCAGUUUACAGAUUCAGAUAGAGACCCACAUAGCCCUAAUGAAGGCUUCUGGUUCAGCCAUCUCCUAUGGCUAUUUGAUACUGGUUAUCUUGUAGAAAAGUGUGGAAGAAAGACAAAUGUGGAGGACUUAAAGAGGCAGUGGUUCUAUAAAUUCCUUCAAAGAACGGUCCUGUACCACAUUCUAGCAUUUGGUUUCCUCCUCUAUUACUUUGGUGGUGUGUCUUUCCUUACGUGGGGAAUGGGUAUUGGGGUAGCAAUGGAGCAUCAUGUGACUUGCCUCAUCAACUCUCUUUGCCAUAUUUGGGGAAGCCGAACUUGGAAGACCAACGACACUUCUCGUAAUGUUUGGUGGCUAUCGGUAUUCUCGUUUGGGGAGAGCUGGCACAACAAUCACCAUGCCUUUGAGUCGUCGGCGAGACAAGGCCUAGAGUGGUGGCAAAUCGACAUCUCUUGGUACAUCGUCCGCUUUCUCGAAAUAAUCGGUUUGGCUACUGACGUGAAGCUGCCUUCAGAGAGUCAACGGCGUCGUAUGGCAUUGGUUCGUUGAAUGAGGAUAUUCGACUUAUCGUCUUUAUUAAGUAUCAUUUAAAUGUCUACGUACGUUUCAAGGUUUUGGUAAGGGUAACACUUGUAAUAUUGUGUUAUCCGGUGUUUGUUGUGUGUGGCCAUGUGGGAACCAAUUUGCUUAAUUACGUUCGUUUUCGUGAACUUCUAAUAUGCGUAAUGAAGUUUAUCACGUUUUCUAUUGUUUCUGUCAUUUACAUUUCGUUCAUGCACAUUAGUAAAAAAACUGAUAUAAAUAUUGGUAUGAUUGCUUACGUUUGAAAAAUAAUAAUUUAUAGUGAUAUACAUUAAUUAAUAACUUUUUGCUUUGGCUCUCUGGUUUUUAUAGAGAGCAUGCAAGAAAAUUUAACUCGAGUAACCGGAAAAAAUAAGAAGCGGCCUGAGUAAUAUGAACUUUAGAAUGUGUAUGUUAAUAUUUUUAGUUUAGAUAAGAACAAGACUUAGGUAGGGGUGAACCUUUAAAUUCACCUCUCCGCUUAUUACCAAUCAAAAUGUCGCUUAGAUUAAUAAUAAAAUAGAUUAAUUUUAUUUUAAAAAAAUUGAAAUAAUUGAAAAAAAAUAAUAACGCCAAUUUUAAUGAUGCUACGCCACUAACUAAACCCUAAACUUUAAAUCUAUACCCUAAAUUCUAAACCCAAAUUCUAAACCCAAAUCCUAAACCCUAAACUCAAACCGUAAACCGUAAACCCAAACCUUAUAUCCUAAACCCAAAUCCUAAACCCUAAACCCAAACCGUAAACCCUAAACCCAAAACCUAUAUCCUAAACUCAAAUCAUAGACUAUAAACUCAAACUAUAUAUCCAAACCUAAUCCUUACACCAUAAACUCAAAUCGUAAAUUCUGAACCCAAAUCCUAUAUCCUAAAGGUUUGGUUUAAUGUUGAUGUUGUUUCCUUAGGGUUUAAAAUUUAGGUUUAGAGUCUAGGUUUGGGUUUAGGAUCUAGGGUUUGAGUUUAAGGUCUAAGGUUUGGGUUUAGAGUUUACGGUUUGAGUUUGAGAUUUGGGUUUAAGAUAUAAGGUUUGGGUUUGGGGUUUAGAGUUUAGGUUUAGAAUUUAGGGUUUCGGGUUUAGAUUUAAGGUUUAUGAUUUAGAAUUUAAGAUUUAGGGUUUGGUUAGUGGCGUUAGCGUCAUUAAAAUGAGCGUCAUUAUUUUUUUCAAUUAUUUUAGAUUUUUUUUUAAAAAAAAUAAUGUAUUUUAUUAUUAAUCUAUGUGACAUUUUAAUUGGUAACAAGAGGGGAUGUGAAUUUAAAGGUUCACCUCAGGAAUGAACCUAAGUUUUGUUCUUUAGAUAAUAUCACAUAUAUUGAUAUAUACAUAUUAAAUUCUUCAUAGAGCAUCUUUUUAGAGUUACUUCGUAUUGUUAAGCCUUUUACAAGAAAUGAAAAUCUUAGUAUUGCUUUAUUUGGUUUUUACACAUUUUCUGUCUUUUUAGUACCCAAAAAGAUAUUUUUAAUUGGCGUGUCAUGCGUACAAAAUAUUUUGCAGAUUCUAAAACCUUAAACGUUAAGAGGCAUCAAAAUGCGUGUAUUGUUAUGACGUAAAAGCAUUCGUAAAAACUUUUUUAUUAAAACUCUAAACAAUUGUCCAGGUUUGUACGUGUGCCUAUUGUGUGUAAUUCCUAGUUCUCGGACUAACCAAUCAACCGGGAUAGCCACGCAAAACAUUAACGAAUGCUCCUAUUAGAAAAUAAUUAAAUUAGCCAACCAAUCGCUUGAGUAUUUGUUGAUAUGCCUUGAAUCUGGAUAUUACAUCUAGACGAUAGAUGUUACAUCACGUACAUCAUACCGACUCGGUUGCAUCAAGAGCGUUGCAUCAAGUUAUUAUGGAUGUUACAUCUGAUCGUGGGCUUAAGCCAAUGAGUCCAUUUAAUCUCGGGUUUUAGAUGCGAGAUGUUACUAUAUAUAUCUUGUAUUCGAAGUAACCCUGAACUUGCACUCUGUAAACUCAAUAUCGCCUCCAAUAAUAAGAUCUCUCUUUGCUCGUGGACGUAGCCAAGUUGGUGAACCACGUUAAAUCUAUGUAUCGUUGUUACAUCGUUUUUAUUCAUCUGUUUCCGCAUCUGUUUCUUCUCACAAUUGUUACAACAAACUGGUAUCAGAGCUUCGGGAUGUGAUCUAGUGAGAAGAUGUCUGGAAUAAGAGCGAAGAUCGACAAGUUUGAUGGGAGAAAUAGCUUCAGUCUUUGGCAGAUUAAGAUGCAGGUGUUGUUGAAGCAACAAGGCAUCUGGGGACCAUUGUCAGAGAAGAAAUCUGAAGCAGCUGAUUUGGAGACUCUAGAAGAGAAGGCGUUCUCAACAAUUUUGUUGUGUCUAGCAGACGAGAUCAUCAUCGAAGUGUUGGAUGAGAAAACUGCUGCUAGUUUGUGGCAGAAGUUGGAGAGCUUGUACAUGACAAAAUCUCUAACGAACAAGCUACUUCUGAAGCAACGCCUCUUUGCCUUGCCUAUGCAAGACGGUAUUGAGCUUCGCGACCAUCUUGAUAAGUUAAAUUCGAUAUUACUGGAGCUGCGUAACAACAAUGUUAAGGUGGAGGAUGAAGACGCUGCUCUAAUCCUGUUGGUAUCUUUGCCGAACUCUUUCAAGAACUUCAUGCAAUCGUUCAUUGUUGGCAAAGAUACAGUGAGACUGGAAGAAGUUAGGUAGGCACUUCACAGUCGGGAAUUAUGCCAUAAGGCAUCCAGCUCAGGGACAGACAAUCAAGCUUCGGGAUUGUUUGUCAGUGGUGUGAAGGGACAUGAGAACAAAAGGAAGUCGAAAGACAGAAAAUCGUUUCCAAGAGGUCCUAAGCCAAAUGAUAUUUGCAACUAUUGCAAAGAGAAGGGACAUUGAAAGUCAAACUGUCCCAAGAAGAACAAGGAGCAACAAUCUGGAUCUGCUGCAGUAGCUGAGGAUGAAGCCAAGUCUGAUAGUGACAUCGCUCUUGUUGUGCACGGACACACACACUCUUCUGAUGUGUGGGUUCUGGAUACAGGAGCAUCCUACCAUAUGACACCGAGGAGAGAGUGGUUUUCGAAGUACACAGAGGUACUUGACGGCAAGAUUAAGAUGGCAAAUGAUUUUGUCUGCAAGAUUGCUGGGAUCGGCUCAAUCAAGCUCAGGACACAUGAUGGUAGAUUCUGCACAUUGAACGAGGUUAGGCAUGUUCCAUCAAUGACGAAGAAUUUGAUAUCUAUGAGUCUUCUGGACAGUAGAGGGUUCAAAUAUUCGGGUGGUGAUGAAGUUCUGAAUGUCUGCAAGGGUUCUAAUGUGAUUCUGAAGGGUUUCAUGAACGGUACUCUAUAUUUGCUGAAGGGUACUACCGUUACAGGUUCAGCAAAUGUUACAUUACCAGAGAUCUCAGAGGAAUAUAUGACUAAGCUGUGGCAUAUGAGGCUUGGACAUAUGGGUGAACGUGGGAUGCAACUUCUGUCGAAGCAAGGUCUUCUCUGUGGUCACAAGACCAAGAGUCUAGAGUUCUGUGAGCACUGCGUAUUUGGGAAGCUGCAUCGAAAGAGCUUUCACAAGGCAAUUCAUAGAACAAAAGGCACACUCGAUUACAUCCAUUUAGACUGUUGGGGUCCAUCCAGAGUAGAGUCACUGAAAGGUCACAGAUAUUUUGUGUCUAUGAUUGAUGAUUAUUCGAAGAAGACUUGGAUAAUUUUUAUGAAGCACAAAAGUGAAGCAUAGCUUCAAGGAGUGGAAAAUAUUGGUGGAUAAUACUUACGCUCUUCUUUUCCUUUUAUUCUAUUUACUUACCAAAAUAAUAUCUUGAAAGCAACGUUUACCUAUUGUGUUUGUCUAUCAAUAGUAAUAAUAACUAUUGAUGAUAAAUGAUGAAGAAUUUGUAAUGCUGGUGGAUGUAUGUAGGGUAUUGGGGUAGCAAUGGAGCAUCAUGUGACUUGCCUCAUCAACUCUCUUUGCCAUAUUUGGGGAAGCCGAACUUGGAAGACCAACGACACUUCUCGUAAUGUUUGGUGGCUAUCGGUAUUCUCGUUUGGGGAGAGCUGGCACAACAAUCACCAUGCCUUUGAGUCGUCGGCGAGACAAGGCCUAGAGUGGUGGCAAAUCGACAUCUCUUGGUACAUCGUCCGCUUUCUCGAAAUAAUCGGUUUGGCUACUGACGUGAAGCUGCCUUCAGAGAGUCAACGGCGUCGUAUGGCAUUGGUUCGUUGAAUGAGGAUAUUCGACUUAUCGUCUUUAUUAAGUAUCAUUUAAAUGUCUACGUACGUUUCAAGGUUUUGGUAAGGGUAACACUUGUAAUAUUGUGUUAUCCGGUGUUUGUUGUGUGUGGCCAUGUGGGAACCAAUUUGCUUAAUUACGUUCGUUUUCGUGAACUUCUAAUAUGCGUAAUGAAGUUUAUCACGUUUUCUA